AAUGCCGGGAAAUUCGAAUCCUGUGCCUUGGCGGAUUUGUCGAGGCACGGUCUCGGCGGUCCGUCGCGAGAGCCCGAAGUCAGUCGCGAAUGCGAGAAAAUAGCGUGGGGGUACGGUUAAUUGCGAGGCGGGGGUCACAGCAACGAAAGCAAGCGAUGUCGUGACCCUCUUCCAGAGACAGAUCGCGUCAGUGCUGCGCGGCCUGUUGGAAAUCCUCGCAGGCGCACCCAGUUGAUCUCUCUCUCGCUGGAUUGAUUCGUCGUAGAUCCAGCACCAUGUGAAGAGCUGCGCAAUGCGGGCAGGUCGUGGAAAGUGAGCUCCUCUGUUUGAUAUUUGGGUUUUGAAGUUGGGUCGCGAAUUUUAGGGUACGGGAGGAAGUUGGGGUUUUAUAUCUCUUUAUUAUUAUUAUUAUUAUUAUUAUUUGUGAGGGCUUUUGAGGACUGGAGGAGGUUUUUGGAGAGUUGCCGGGGAUGGAAGGGAUGCGGACGAGGUGGGGAUGCUGGUGUCAGCUAGCGCUCGUAGUUGGGGUGUGGCUGCUACUGACUCAGCAAGCGCUCGGGAUCCGGUUCGUGAUCGACAAGAAGGAAUGUUUCCAGCAUGAGGUGCCUAAUGACGGCGACCAAGUGCUCGUUUCGUAUGUCGUAAUCAAGUCUGAGAGUGCGUGGACCUUCGACCACGCGUCGGUUGGAGUAGACCUCAUUGUUGAAGCACCUGCAGGUUAUCAGGUGCACAGCUCGAAAUCCAAAGUGGAAGACAAAUUCAACUUCAUAGCAGUGCGGAGAGGGCUUUACAAAUUCUGUUUCUACAACCGGAACUAUGUGCAUGAGAACGUGGAUUUUGAUGUCCAUGUCGGUCACCACAUUACUGAUAUUGAUGUGCAGCUUGUCAAAGAUGAGCAUAUUGAUCCAUUGAUUUGGCAAAUUGAGAGGCUGGAGGAAUCUUUGUACUCUAUUCAGUUCGAACAACACUGGCUUCUAGCUCAGACUGACCGUCAAGAAAUUGUCAAUGAUGCCAUGAGCAAGAGGCUUAUUUACAAAGCGAUACUGGAGGCGCUGGCGCUAGUAGGAUGCAGUGUAGUUCAGGUUGUUUUGCUGCGGCGGCUCUUCGAGAAAAAGCUUGGCCAGUCAUCACGCGUUUAACAGAACUUUGGCUUUUCCUAACAGUUGCACGCUGUAUUUUGAAAACAUAGUGGUACGACAUUCUUUUGUCAUUCCUCAAUGUAUAUUGUUACCAUGAUACACAAUUUAGAGAAAGGAUGACUAGUUGGGUUUAUGUGUGUAAGGUGCAAAGUUCACCUUCUACAAACCCGUCGUAAGUUUGUUAGCACAGUCUGUGACAGACCUGUCCAUGUUCUUCUUUCUAAAAUUUGACAAGUAAGCCCAUUUGAGGUCUAUAGACCUCUUUACUUUUAGAAAAA
Messenger RNA from Physcomitrium patens, 1417 nucleotides. RefSeq names its product transmembrane emp24 domain-containing protein p24beta2. NCBI's taxonomy places the organism in Eukaryota, Viridiplantae, Streptophyta, Bryopsida, Funariales, Funariaceae. The record is from RefSeq and is a predicted model, not a curated record.